UUUUGGAGGAAGUCAAGGUUAAGGAUGGCUGGAUCUUUGUGGAUCAGCCUUGCCGCGGUGGCGCUUUGCGCCACUGGCGCACCCGUCACCAUGACGCUGAGCGAGGAUGCAGCUUGGCUGCAUCAAGGCCCGGCCACGGGCUCCGAACUCGUGCCCAUGAUCUUUGCGGUUCGCCAGACUGGCAUUGAAUGGCUCGAAGCUGAACUCAUGCGCGUGUCCGAUCCCAAGUCCCCUUUCUACGGUCAACACCACACCCUGGAAUCUCUCGCCACCCGCGUUCACGGCGUUCCCGAAAGUGUCGAGUACAUUGAGGGCAUGCUGGCAGCCCGUGCCACCAACGUCCGCAAGCAAAUGGACCACAGCUACAUUUUUGCCGAUAUCCUGGCUGCGGACAUGGGUCAUCUGAUGGAAUGCCAGCCUCAACUGUACCGCCACGCCACCCAGGACCUCACCGUUGCCCGUUGCCUCCAGGCCCCAGUUCCCGACCAUUUGAGUCCCCACGUGGACUUUGUCCUCGGCCAUGGUCUGCUCCCCGACCUGCAGCGUUUCGAGGCCAAGGCCUACCAACCUCUCACGGCCCCCGAGGAGGUGACCACUCCUCAGCUCAUUGACAAGACCUACAAGCUGGGCAACUACACCAGCAGUGCCCGCACCAACAGCCAAGCUGUUGCAUCCUUCCUUGGCCAAUACUUUCGCAAGGAGGACCUCGAGUCUUUCCAGAAGAAGUUCAACCUUCCCGUCAAACCCAUCGCCAAGGUCGUCGGUGUCAACGUCGACUUUGCACCCGGCAUGGAGGCCAAUCUGGAUGUCGAGUACAUUGGCGCCACUGGCCGUGGUGUUGUGACUUGGUUCGUGUCCACCGCCCAACGUGCCAACCAUGGCCAGGAGGACUUUUUGACGUGGAUGUCUGGCCAGCUCAACGACACCAAGAGUCCCUGGGUACACUCGGUCAGCUACGGUGACGUUGAGUCAAGCAUUGACGACAGCUACAAGACACGCGUCAACGACGACUUUAUGAAGUUUGGCGUCUCCGGCCGCACCAUCCUUGUCGCUGCUGGCGACUCUGGCGUCAGCUGUACCAAUGAUAAAUUCGCUCCCGACUGGCCCACCUCAAGCCCUUACAUUACCUCUGUUGGUGGCACUUCGGGUGUUCCCGAGCGCGUCUGGUCCGACGGCGGAGGUGGUUUCAGCAACUUUUACGCCCAGCCUACUUACCAGGCGGAUGCUGUAAAGGCGUACAUGAACAGCGGCAAGGCUCCGGCCUCUCGCUACUUCAACGCCUCAGGCCGUGCCUACCCUGAUGUGUCCGCGUUUGCCACCAACUUUGAAAUUGCCUACAUGGGCUCUUUUGUGGGUGUGGAUGGUACUUCGUGCGCCACCCCGACCUUUGCAGGUGUUGUUGCCCAACUUAACGACGUUCGCAUCCUGGCCGGCAAGAGCCCCCUGGGCUUCUUGAACCCCCUGCUGUAUCAAGCGGGUGGCUCUGACAACGGCUUCAAUGACGUGAUCCAAGGCUCCAACCCUGACGGUGCUUGCCCUGGCUUUGAAGCCAGCACUGGCUGGGAUCCUGCCUCCGGCUGGGGCUCGCCCGACUUCAGCCAGCUGAAGCAGAUUGUUGCUUAAGGCGCCCAGGUGUCAUUGUGUUUUGAUUGGCAGUCUCUGCUCUUUGUGCCAGCUUAUUAGCACGCAUGAAUCCAAGCACCGUUUAU
Monosiga brevicollis MX1 is the source of this 1709-nucleotide messenger RNA. RefSeq lists its product as uncharacterized. The coding region runs from base 25 to 1623 and encodes 532 amino acids. The record is from RefSeq and is a predicted model, not a curated record. NCBI's taxonomy places the organism in Eukaryota, Choanoflagellata, Craspedida, Salpingoecidae. The transcript is spliced from 14 exons. Gene Ontology annotation, biological process: central nervous system development; proteolysis. Gene Ontology annotation, molecular function: tripeptidyl-peptidase activity; serine-type endopeptidase activity.